AUGAUGAAAGGAUUCAAAAACAGAUUGACUCGAAACAAGAGUCAAUCUUCAAAUAAAAAGGGAGAGAAAAAGGAGAAAGAUGGCAAGAGUGACAAGAGGUCAGCCAUCCCCGGUUUUGCUUCGUCGUCGUCGUCGUCCUCUUCUCCUUCUUCUUCUACUUCUCCAGCUUCGAACUCGGCUGCAGGUUCAGGUUCAGGUAACUCCGCCAAUUCGCAAACACUGCAAAGCUCCAAAAAUCUAGUCACCAACGCUUCGACCUCGUUGAAAUCAAACUCCCCAAGUCCGUCAAGAAACAAUAGCGGUAACAGCGCCAACUCGAUAAAGUCAGUCAACAGCAACACCACAAUGGCCUCGUCGUCGUCUCCACAGGGUCUGCCAACUCGAGACUCGCCCAAAAUUGUUGUUAAUGAUGAAAAUUCCACAAAUGUGUUUGGGUCACCUUUGCAAUCAUCUUCAUCAUCAUCUACCAAUAGCGCGGGCGUCUCGUCGAACCACUUGGCAGCCGGAGGUGCGGGGCCUUCAUCAGUGGCAACUAACGCGGGGAUCAACCCAAACAUUGCUCCAGCCACUAUGCCAUCAAUUGUUACUCCACCUUCUCAAAAUGUCAAUAGUGUCACUUUUGGCUCGCCUUCCACUUCCAAUUCAUCCUCGUCUCAUCCAAUCACACCAACUCCCACAUCACCAAACAGUUCAUCUUCAUCAGCGCAUUUCGACAAUAGAGCACAUCAUAGUCAACAGGGUGCGGCUGCUGUCCAGUCCCAUUUUAGCCAGUUGAAUCCAAACAUUAGUACUCCCGGAAGAGACGUGUUUGAUAUAGAUUUGAUUGUGCCUCCCAAGAGACAUUCCUCGUCGAGGUUUGAACCAACUAGUUCGGACAAGUACCAAGAGAUUCACAAGUUGCCCAAUUUUGAUGAAGUGUUGCCCGAGGAUCAAAUCAACUUGUUCAUUCAGAAAAUUGACCAAUGCAACAUGAUGUUUGAUUUUAGUGAUCCAACUUUUGACGUUAGAGGUAAAGAAAUAAAGAGGAUGACUUUGCAAGAGUUGAUUGCCUUUAUUUCAAAUAAUAGAUUUUCAUACACGGAUGAAAUGUACAAACAUGUUGUUAGCAUGUUCAAAAAGAAUUUGUUUCGUCCCAUCCCGCCACCCGUGAACCCCGUGGGCGAGAUUUUCGACCCAGAUGAAGAUGAGCCAGUGAGCGAGUUGGCAUGGCCCCACAUGCAAGCGAUUUACGAGUUUUUCCUUCGAUUUAUCGAGCUGCCUGAUUUCCAGCAUCAAAUUGCCAAGCAAUAUAUCGAUCACGACUUUAUAUUGAGAAUAUUGGAACUAUUUGAUAGCGAAGAUCCGCGAGAAAGAGAUUGUUUAAAGACAACUUUGCACAGGAUCUAUGGCAAAUUCUUGAGUUUAAGAAGCUUUAUUAGGAAAUCCAUCAAUAAUGUGUUUUUGCAGUUUGUAUAUGAAACUGAGAGAUUUAAUGGCGUUGGUGAACUUUUGGAAAUCUUGGGCUCGAUUAUCAAUGGAUUCGCGUUGCCAUUGAAGGAGGAGCACAAGAUCUUUUUGGUGAGAGUCUUGAUACCUUUGCACAAGGUCAAGUGUCUAUCUAUUUACCAUCCACAAUUGGCCUAUUGCAUUGUGCAGUUUUUGGAAAAAGACCCAUCGUUAACUGAAGAUGUCAUCAUGGGAUUGUUGAGAUACUGGCCCAAGAUCAAUAGCCCGAAAGAGGUGAUGUUUUUAAACGAAAUUGAAGAUAUCUUUGAGGUGAUGGAACCCAAUGAGUUUGCCAAGAUCCAGAUCCCGUUGUUUGCGCAAUUGUCCAAGUGCAUAGGCUCUCCGCAUUUCCAAGUUUGCGAAAAAGUCUUGUGCUACUGGUCCAACGAGUAUUUUUUGACGUUGAUUACGGAAAAUGCCGAAGUUGUGUUGCCGAUAAUUUUCGCUGCAUUGUAUGAGUUGACCAAUUCAACUCAACCUGGUACCGAGAAUGGCGUUAUGCAACAAAAAUUAUCGAAUUUUCCCGAUGCUACAGUUGAUGCCAAUGGCAAUUUGAUAGACAGCGGGCUAGUUCUUCAAGAUACACAACAAGGGAUAGUUCCUAGUGCCAAUAAUCUUUCACACCCUCAUAACAACAUAUUCCAGGUUCAUGCCUCGGUGAAUAACAACAACAACAACAAUAACCUCAACAACAAUAAUAAUAACAACAACAACAAUAAUAAUAAUAACGGCAAUGGUAACCAGAGUCUACGUGCAACGAAUAACGAGAUAAACAGUGGCAUGGCUGGGAACUCGCCUGAUACCGACAUGAACGGCACUGAGCGAGCCGAUGGUGAAUUCUACGAUCUGUUUAGCUCGAUGCAAGCACAUAAUAACAACAACAAUAAUGGCGGUCAAGGCGAUGAAUUUGGACCUGGGUUUGAAGAAGAGUCGACAUUGUUGCAGCACAAUUCCGCGACUUCGAACUGGAACAGAAGCAUACACUCACUCGUGUUUGGUGCGCUCAAAGUGUUUAUGGAUCACAACCCGGUGCUCUAUGACCACUGCACGAUACUUUAUCAUCAAUCGUUAAGUGAGCAAAGAGACCGCGAAGAGGCUCGAAAAGAAGGCUGGAAAAGAAUCGAAAACUACGUGAACCAGAUCAAGGCAAACCAGCAGCAGCAAAUGAAUGCCAGGGGAAUUUUUUAG
Lodderomyces beijingensis is the source of this 2673-nucleotide messenger RNA. The record is from the annotation of a GenBank genome assembly. NCBI's taxonomy places the organism in Eukaryota, Fungi, Ascomycota, Pichiomycetes, Serinales, Debaryomycetaceae.